AGUGUGCUCUGGGUGUCCGUGGUGUGUUAAUGUGCUCUGAACGUACGUGGGGUCCGUUAAUGUGUUCUGGGCGUCCAUGGUGUGCGUUAGUCUGCUCUGAACGUACGUGGGGUAUCCCAGGAUAUCUCAGCUUGUAUCACUGAAUAUCAGCCAAUCAGAAGACGUCUGAGGAUGGAGCAGGCCUGUGAUUGGCCCUUCAAGAACACUCUGAAUGUUCUGUUGAACAAGCAUGAAGUUCUGAAGGAGGCCAACCAGGUCACAGAACACGGAGAACAGGACGUAGAACAUGGAGAACAGGACGUAGAACAUGGAGAACAGGACGUAGAACAUGGAGAACAGGACGUAGAACAUGGAGAACAGGACGUAGAACAUGGAGAACAGAACGUAGAACAUAAACAGGACGUAGAACAUGGAGAACAGGACGUAGAACUUGGAGAACAGGACGCAGAACAUGAACAGGACGUAGAACAUGGAGAACAGGACGUAGAACAUGGAGAACAGGACGUAGAACAUGGAGAACAGGACGUAGAACAUGGAGAACAGGACGUAGAACAUGAACAGGACGUAGAACAUGGAGAACAGGACGUAGAACAUGGGGAACAGGACGUAGAACAUGAACAGAACGUAGAACAUGGAGAACAGGACGUAGAACAUGGAGAACAGGACGUAGAACAUGGAGAACAGGACGUAGAACGUGGAGAACAGGACGUAGAACAUGGAGAACAGAACACAGAACACGUAGAACCGGCCGUAGAACACGGAGAACAAGCCAUCAACAACAGAGAACAGGAAGAACAAGACAUAGAACACGGAGAACAGGCCAUCCAGAACACAGCAGACAGCUCAGACACCACCAGGAAGACAGAACAACGAAAUAACAGCAAUAAACAAGGGAAGAGAGAGAGACAGCAAGAAAUUAGAGACAUAAGAGAGACGAGAAGUAACAAGGAAGAGGCAAAAAUGGAUAAAAACGGGAAUAAGAAAGCAGAAGAAAGCCACAGAAAGGAGGAAAUAGACCAGAAAGGUGACAUAAACAGCCCCAAUGAAGGGGGAAGUGGUAGAAAGUCCAAUAAACGAGGUAAUAAAGGCACUGUAAAAGACAAAGAUGGUAGAACGAGAGAGACAGAACAGACUGAAGAACAGAAGGAAAGAGAACAGGGAGAGAUAAAGCAAGGAGAUAAAAAGAGCAGUGAGAGAGAAAGAGGGAAUAGAGAGGAGAGAAUAAAGACGAGAGAGAGAGAUAAGAACAACACAGAACAGAAAGAACACAAGUCACAGAAGAAGACAGAACAGAGAACAAAACACAAGAACAAAACCCAGAGAAACACAGAACACAAGAACAAGGGAUAUCUGUACUUAAAAAAAAAGAAGGCCUUCAGUACCUGGAAGCGAUACUACUUUACGUUAAAUGGUCGACUACUGACCUACUACAAGCCCCAGCGACACUACCAGGACCCCGGUGGACAACAGGGGUCUCCUAGCGGGCCCCAAAGUGGCCCAAAAGGGGUCCUGGACCUGGAUUUUUUGCUUCAGGUCACUGUUGGGAGACGUGGAAUUAUGAAGGCGAAUUAUCCCUUCAAAUUGACCUGUAAGAACCUGCCUUCUGUGAAACUGGCAGCAGAGACGAGCGAGGACAGGGAGAAAUGGGUGAGGAUCCUACAGGAUGUCCUACAGGAUGUAAGACAGGAUGCCCCUACGGGUCCAGAGCGCUUGUCCAGCUCCGACAAUGCUCUUAGUACUCCUGGCUGCCACUCCUUGAGUCCAAGUACUCAAAAAAUGAAGUCAGCAACCUUGCCAGGAGGGAGAGUGUCAGGCCAGGACGUCAGCUCCAGCACUUCUGGGGAAGAGGAAUCUCAGGUGCUGGAACCUCAGGUGCUGGAACCCCAGGAGGAACCUCAGCUCAUCAAACCCAAGAAAAUCUUGAGGGUACCAGUGGCUGGUCCUCUGUAUGGCGUUAAUAUAGCCGCGAUUAAACUUAAGAGUACCAAGACUCUUCAUAAAGAGGUAAGAGAAGACACAUCCUCCAGUUCCUCGGAUCAAGACGACAUAGGUUCUAAACCAGUACCGUUCCCAGGUCAGGUCAAGCUCAAAACAGUGAAAAAACAGACUGUUGAAAGUUCACAACAAUCUAACAGAACGCUGGAAGCCGGAGAAAUAUUCGGUGUUAAACUGAAGAAGGUCCAGAAAAGAGACGAAAUAGAGAGGUUAGACAGCAGUGGGGGACAGGAGGGACACCCUGCCAUUUGUAAACGGCCACAGAAACGGCCGUUUAUCCCGUUGAACAACAGUAGCCUUCUCAACCGAACGGAUAUCAGCCAACCUCAGCUGUCAGCAGGUAUCAGUAGGAGUCCCUCACCUAGAAAGAGGUCACCAUCACCUAGCAUACCUCUGUCUAGGAGCGUCCAUGCCCUAACGAAAUCUGUUGAGGGCCCUACCGUUGCAAAUAGUGAGGUGUUAUCUGUUCCGGUGAGAGAAACGGGAGCGAUUGUUGACGCAGUGAGGAGUAAUACGUUACGUGUCUCCGGACAAACAGGAUCGUCCGUUGAAGGUAAACGGAAGGUUGAUAAAGAUAUCAGGGUCCAUCAUGCUGUCAGCCGUGAAAUCAAGUACAGUGUGGACGUGGAGGCUAUCGAGGUCGAUCCUAUUGUAGCGAUAGCCAUUGUUCCAGCCGUUAGAGCACAACAGAUUAGCCAGCAAACGGUAAGCAGGGAUGACAGACAGGGAAUAACAGGAAGUGUGGAUAGGAUCAGUGAUCCUGAUGAUGAUACGGCCUUUCCUGUAUCCUCAUCCGAGCUGACAAGAUCCGUGGAUCGUUCCAGUGAUGAGACAGAAUUUGCAGAAUUUGAACAGGGUCAUGAUCCUGCGUCAGUACCUUCAGGGAGUCAAUCCAGAGUUGAGGUACAGCUCCAGGGUCCUCCUGAGGGCAUUAAUAUAGGAUUGAAUAAGAGAGAGCUGGAUUCAGGUCCCCUUUUGAUGAGUCCACUGCUGUCUCCAGAAGUGAUAAGUAGUUCCUCGGUGUCAGCUAGUGCUGCCAGUAGUGCCUCAGUGUCAGCUAGUGUUGCCAGUAGUGUCUCUGUGUCAGCUAGUGCUGCAGUAGUGCCUCAGUGUCAGCUAGUGCUGGCAGUACUGCAACGGUGUCAGCCAGUGCUGUCAGUAGUGCGACAGUGUCACUUAGUGCUGUCAGUAGUACCAUGGUGUCACCUAGUGGUAACAGCAUUCCCACAGUGUCAGCUAGUGCUGUCAGUAGUGCUACAGUGUCAGCCAGCACUGUCAGGAGACAGGAAUCCCACCCACCACCAGCAAGCAAUUCUUCAUCUCUCUCACUCCCUUCUAGGUGGCAAAAUAACGAUAACGAUAACGAUAAACAGAAAAAUAACGAUAACGGAACUCUGCUGCGAGUUUUCAGAUGAUAACUCUACCCAGAAUGUGAAACCUUGUAGAGGAGCCUCGGAACCCUCCACUGGAGCCUUCCCAGGUGAAGCCUUGAAGGCUUAUGUAGAGCAGGAUAUUAAGACCUCGGAGAGUGCCACACCUCCUCGUAGUCCCUUCAGAGGCAGAGCGAGUACUAAUGAGAGUACCAAGAGUACCAACUCGUCCUCAAAGAGUGAUUCUGAAAGCUCAGAAAAGAAGUCAAAAUUUAAACUUUUUAAGAGUAAAUUGUCAGUAAAUAAGAAGGAGGAUAAGGAUUCUAAAGAUGGUAAAGAAAGGAAGCGAAAGGGAAGUACUUUCUCUCUUCUCCAGGUCAAGAAGAGUAAAGAGAGGGCCAAGAAAGGCCCUGACGACCUAGAAAGAGAGUCUGCUGAAGCGCUCGUGAACGUCAGCCAACAGCCAGCAGACACUGCAAGGGGAUAUGAUGCAGUUCAAACAGCACUCACUGAAACAGCAGCUAUAACUGCAGUGAAGGAUGCUAACAUAUUUGUCUUACAGUCUGAUGUGUUGGAGACAGAGAAGGACUUAAGACCUGAUACUGGUGACAGUGUCAAGCAAGAUAGCCAUUCUGUCAGCACUGAUAUUGUAGACAGUGUCAAGCAAGAUAGCUCUUGUCUCAGCACUGAUGUCACAGAUAGUGUCAAGGAAGAUAGACGUUCUCUCAGCCCAGAUGUCACUAUCGUACUGCGUCGUGAAAAGCUACAUAGUAAUGGUGAAGCACGGUGCAGUACCUACAGUAGGGCUUCUAACAGUUCCAGGGACCAGGAGCCAGCGCCUUCCAUCCCUGAAAAGACAAGAGUCAGGGCCAAAUCCCCAAAUCACGACAUACCACAAAGCAACAGGCCCGUUACACACAUGUAUCGUAACAUCCAACAGGAACAGGAGCUGGAAGACAACAAACAGGUGGAUGGAUACAUCACAGAGGAGCAGAUACAUGCUAUCCUGACAGCCAGUGAAUCACGGGACAAAAAGAGACACUCUCAGUCUCACAGCUUCCUGCUGACAGUGACUGACAUUUCAAAGGGGUCAGAAGACUGGUCCUUCAAGAGACCAUCUUUUGAAUCGGUCAACAGCACCGAGAGCGAUGAGCCCCUUGCUGUGACCAACUUCCUCAGCAGUGACAGACACUCCAGUAGCUCUGGAAGCCUCAAGACGCGGUCCAAGUCUUUGGACUCCAACAGUUCCAGCGAGUCCCCAGUGUGUAAAGAGUCCCAAGACCCAGAGCAAGACACCUCAGCAGUUCAUCUCAGGAAACUAUCCCGUCCAACAGAUAGUCUAAUGGCUACUAACAGAGUGAGUUUGACCUGUCCAGAGUUUACAGUACUGGAGGAAGAUGGUGUUACCACUCCAGAUGCUACUAAGACAUCCUUCCCAACUGAAGUAGUACCUCCAGGGAGUCCUUCGGAUGUCCCUAGGAUUAGGGUUGCCACUGGAGUAGAACCCGGAGUAGAUCUUCAACAGAGUCCUUCAUUGCAGACCACACUUGAUAGUGAAGAAGAGGACUACUUCCCAGUACCAGGAGUCCAAAUGAGGACAGUACCAGGCAGCCUAGUACUAGCACAGUCCUCUAAAGACCUGAGGACAUCUGGUAUACUAGAACUCAAGGAGUAUUUGAAGAAGGAGGGUCAGCAGGAGGUCAAGGAAGAGGUCAAAGCUGGUAUAAGCCGUCUGGGACACAGUCCUGCCGUGGAGAAGUUAAAAAAUACUUCUGAAAAUCUCUCAUAG
This is a messenger RNA of Cherax quadricarinatus, 5154 nucleotides long. NCBI's taxonomy places the organism in Eukaryota, Metazoa, Arthropoda, Malacostraca, Decapoda, Parastacidae. The record is from RefSeq and is a predicted model, not a curated record.